CGGGCGCUUUGUCUGGUGCUCUACACUCGCCAUGACAUGGAUACUUUAUGGCAAUACCAGUUCAGGAUCAUUCUACUGGGUGACUCGACGGUUGGCAAAUCAUCUUUACUGAAGAGGUUCACGGAUGGCAUAUACAGCGAUGUAGCGGACCCGACGGUCGGUGUGGAUUUCUACGCCCGUUCACUAGACAUCGAACCGGGGGUGAAAAUCAAACUACAGCUCUGGGAUACAGCCGGACAAGAGCGAUUCAGGUCCAUCACCACUUCAUACUAUCGCAACUCUGUGGGCGGCCUCCUAGUCUUUGACCUGACUAAUAGGAAUACCUUCGAUCAUGUGCGGGAAUGGCACAGAGAAGUCAGCGAGCACAUCCUGCCCCAUCACAUGGUCUACAUCCUGAUUGGCCACAAGAGCGACCUGAACCGCGACCGCAAGGUGUCGCGAGACGAGGCGGAGCAGUUGGCGGCCGAACUCGGCAUCCGUUACGUGGAAACUUCAGCCAAGUGCAACAGCAACGUGGAACGCGCUUUCGAGCUGCUCACACGGGACAUUUAUGAGCUGAUGAAUAUGGGGGAGAUAUCCACCCGUGAUGGCUGGGAUGGGGUCAAAAGCGGCCUCACCGCUAAAGUUCUUUACCCAGCUGAGGAGGCGGCGGAGCGAGACAAGAGCUGCAACUGCUGACUCCCACAAUCCACCAGUAUCCUCUCACCUGUGUAUCUGUCAGUUAUUGCUAACCUCGGCUUUCACUAAGGGCGCCUACACACUAGAGUUGCGUCAGAGAAUGUUGCCAAUCCAUUGAUUUCAAUGGGUAUGGUGUGUCAGAAAGACGUAGAGGAAAAACGCAAGUGUUUGCGGAAGUGAUGCGGCCAUUGACCAAUGAGAAUUUCAGACAGAUGGGUCCAGUUGUGUUUUCGGAAAUCCAAUGCAUAUUCCCUAUUGAUUCCGAACUGACCCGGUUCUUUACAUUCUCUGAAAAUUGAGUUUACGCAUUCCUAUUUUUCAAGUGCUCCAUCAGAGCUUGUUUCUAGUGUGUAUGCGCCUGAACGCAUCACAUCAUGGUCACUGCCUCAGGUUCUGGUCUCUUUUCCCCAACUGCACUUACCUUAUUGUUGCUGUAUGAGGUUAUGAGUUCUCUCAACGCAAGCCACUAAGAGAUGUUCCUUCCUUCCAGUGUGAUUACUGAUUAAGUAUAAGUGUAGUAUGUUUGGACUGGAAUGGAUUGGCCCUUCUUCAUUUUAUAGAAGGCCAUCCCAUGAUCAGAAGUCACCAGUGGUUAAAAGAGAUUGCAGCAGUCUUGUGGACAGUAAUGUUUGACUAAACAUUUUUAUUUGUCAGUGGGUUUUCACGGCCUAGUUCUCUUCUUUCCACAUUCUCACGCACAGUGAUUUUAAGAUUUUAGGAAACAUCGUCAUUUGUAGUUAUUUAUUUGGCUUGUUCCAUUUCACUUAACCAUGAUCACUGUGGCAAAUUCACAUUGAGAGAAAAUAUCUUGAAGGAAUCUAGAGACUACAGUCUUAUCCAUAUUGUCUAUUGCAACCUGGUCUCAUAGAAUGAGCGUCACUAUAACUACAUUUUUGCAAACUGACUUUAAUACCGCGCUGUAUGUUUCGCCACAGUUUCCUGGUGAAAUGGUGGAGGCACUACAACAAAUGUGCGUUUAAUUCACUUUCACACAAAUCACGAGUACAACGGCUGAUUAUGACUUUAUAAACACUGCUAUGAUAUGAUAUGAUAUCAAAACACUUUUACUAUAACGCAUCAUUUGAAAAAUUAUAUAUUUUAACAUUUGUAUUACAGACUCACCUACAUUAACACACUUAUUUCAAUGUCAUUAGCUUGCGUGUUUGACAUCUAGUUUGACAUCAUUUAAGCACGCAAGCUGACCCUUGAGAUGAGAGUGUCAUAGAAGAGACACGAGAUGACGUGGUUGUUUCAGAAAUCUCAUUUUGCAUUUGGACACUAUCGGUUAGGUUUAGGUUAAAGUUUUAAGUUAAUGAGGUAUGUUUUACACAUUAAAGCCUCCAUCUACUAUUCACCUUAAAAACCUUAUCUGAUUACGGCACAAUUUCACUCGCUUUUGGCGCCCCCCGCUGGACAGUGCAGCAAAACGUGUUUUGAAGCAGGUCAUUUUGUUUAGCAAUAAUGUGCCCACAGUCAUGUAAUGUUCAUGAGAUCUGGCUGGUCUUACCCUUUAAGUGAGAUGAAAAUGAGACAGAGUUAGACAGCAUCACAAAAAUUUGCAACCUGGUCUCAUAGUUACUAUACCUACUGUACAUGCUUAUUUUAACCUGUCCCGUUGUACAAACUGCCACAGUUUCCUGGUGAAAUGAACACUAGAGCCGCCAAACAAAUCUGAUUAAUUUUCACUAAAAUCACAAGUUAAAUGGCAGAUUUUCAGUUCAUAAUCACUUUUGCUAUCUUAGGACAUCUAAACACUUAUAGCACAUGACUUGUAAGGCGAUACACUUUAACGUUUGCAUUUCAUAACAACUACAUUAACAAGCUUCUUUGAGUGCGAUCAGAUUGUACGGUAGUUCAGGUACGAGUCCUAAAGUGCAUGUGAGUCGACACAUGAGCUGAAAGUGUCAUAGAAGCACCACAAAUUGAAAUAGUUGCUUUAGCAAUUGUGUUUUUCCAUUCGCAUUUGCUUUUCAUGACACUACCAGUUAGGUUGAGGUUUAAGGAUUAGAAUAGGGAGGUCGGUUUUGUUGACUCAAAACUCGAUAGAACAUUAACCUUUGGGAGAAUAUUUAACUCACUUUUAGCGCCACCCAGUGGACAUUUCACCUUGGAACUGCCUUCAUACAUGUAAUUAACCUUGUAAUUUUAUUUUGCAAAAAUGUUGCCACAGUUGAGUCAUUUUUAUAAGAUCAGGCCACAAAAUUGAGCUUGCAUAGCUAGAAGCAUUAGCAUUCAUGAACUUGUAGAGUUUCGUGCCUAAGAGCAGAUUGUUAUCGGCUGGUAAUUUCUGGGGAAAAGGGCAAGAGUCUCUGACUAAUAAAUGGGUCUGCAAAUGUAAUUUAGCUCAAUAUUCUCUGAUUUACCCACAUUUCUCAUCCUGUCAGGAGAAAUAAUAAAAUUCCACUCUAUUACUCAAUUUAUACCACUUAGUUGGUGCAGCCCAAGCUCUGCAGAAAUCACUAUGUGCACAUGGGCCAAAAUAAUGUAAUCAUUUGUAAAAUUAUUAAAAUAAAAAAAAUAAAAAUAAUUGUAAAUCCAGCCUAUUUUCAUUUAAAAUGUCAUCUUGUUUGUGGAUAAGUACGUAAUAUUUUAUCAUAUUAUUUUUAUUUUUUGAGGAAAGGCUGUUUCAAAAAGAAAAUUAUUCUGACUUAUAACAUAAUUCAUUAAAGCAGAAAAAAACAAAACAAACAAACAAUCAAACGCUCAGAGCACCUUAUCAACUGAAAGGAAACGACCCGGCAGCCACCCACAACACUCUAGCAUUGUAGUUUUGUUUCUCAAUCACUGCAUAUGAACCCUGGCCCAUGUGCUUCAUCGGAGCAGGUCAGAGGUCACAGGAAUUAGAUCAUAAUUACAGGAGACAUCUCAUCACACCAGCAUUCUUCUAUAAUGCCACUAUUACAGACCAUAACUCUUUAUCUUACACCCGGCAUAGCUGAGUGUCUGAGCUCUGUCAUGUGCUGUUGGCAUUACUGCAUGCAUUUCUGUAUAGCUGAACAUAUUGUACAUAGCAACAGGGCACAAUGUACUUAAACAGGUCAGGAGAGGCUUUGGCUGAAGCAAAUGGUUUGUGUGGCUUAACCACAGGUCAGCAGCCUUUGUUAACAGUUGUAACAUCUCUUUUGUUUUCAUACAUAUCUCAAGGAAUAGGAAGUUGAGACAACAUGAAAGAGAGGAAAGCUUUCAUUGUUCUAGAACAUCAAAAGUAAAAUUCACUUUUGUUAAUCAUUCACAUUUUAUGUACAAACUGCCAAAAGCUUCAAGGAUUUACUUGUGGUCCUGUACAGUAAGUUCUCCUCUUCUCUUGCUCCUUGUGUGUUUGUUUAUUAAAUAUUUUGAUGAUGCUUUGAGCUACCUAUGUGUGCAGUAUGGUAGAGUAUUUACAUCCAUUCUGCAGAAUUCUGCAUGGAUCCC
Messenger RNA from Xyrauchen texanus (razorback sucker), 4092 nucleotides. Its product is annotated as ras-related protein Rab-39B-like. The coding region runs from base 37 to 678 and encodes 213 amino acids. The record is from RefSeq and is a predicted model, not a curated record. Lineage: Eukaryota; Metazoa; Chordata; Actinopteri; Cypriniformes; Catostomidae. Gene Ontology annotation, cellular component: Golgi membrane. Gene Ontology annotation, molecular function: GTP binding; GTPase activity. Gene Ontology annotation, biological process: Rab protein signal transduction. The transcript has 2 exons.